Empidonax traillii (willow flycatcher) is the source of this 2325-nucleotide messenger RNA. RefSeq names its product transmembrane protein 70 (gene TMEM70). NCBI's taxonomy places the organism in Eukaryota, Metazoa, Chordata, Aves, Passeriformes, Tyrannidae. The annotation marks the transcript as partial. Gene Ontology annotation, biological process: mitochondrial proton-transporting ATP synthase complex assembly. The transcript is spliced from 3 exons. Gene Ontology annotation, cellular component: mitochondrial membrane. The record is from RefSeq and is a predicted model, not a curated record.
UGUGGGGACGAGGGGGAGGAGCGGGGCCCUGGGGCUCGCGGCUUUGUCCUUACGGAAAGUGGGAGUCCGAAGAGGGAAGCGAGGAGGCAUUCGGGACGUACCCGAGAUCAGCCCCUCUGUUGUGCUCUGGUUACGUCUUUUCAAGGAGUGGCUGUUCGCAGCCUCAGCACAUCCUCCCCUCACGAACACCCAGAACACGGAAGAUUAGUUUAUAAAGGAAAUUUGGCAAAGACAGUGUUAGGUGUGAGGUUUUUCUCUUACUCCACCAGUGUAUUCAACCUGUUCAUGAUGCCCUACAUCAUGCUCAAAAGUGGUAUUGGAGUGGAAAGUCUGCUUAUCCAAGCUGCCUUUUAUGGGGUGAUCGGUUUUUUUACGUUUGUAACUCCGAUAACUUUGCAUAUCCUUACAAAAGGUUACGUGAUCCGACUCUAUUACAAAGAUGAAAAGGACACCUAUACAGCCAUUACCUACAAUGCCAUCUUGGCAGAAAAAGCAACUGUUUUCCAUCAGAAAGAUGUAAAGAUUCCAGACAUCACCAAGAUGUUUACAACAUUUUAUGCCAAAACAAAAUCAAUGCUUGUUAAUCCGACGCUUUUUCCGAAUCCUCAGGACUAUAACCAUCUCAUGGGCUAUGACAAAUCUCCCCUUUUUAAGUUAGAGGAGUUAAAGGAAGCUGAUGAAAGGAAAUAAUUUGAAGAUAAUGGAUAUCAGUAUCAUUGUUCUUAAUGCAGUGCUAUGUAUGUAAAAGAAUGUAAAAUUCUACUACAGUUUCUUAAGUCAGGUAGCUGGAGUUUUCCAAAUGCAUUUUGGAAUGUAUUAAAAGGACACUUUUUAAAAAUAUUAUAAACAAUGUGACGGUUUCUUCAGAGUUAAUAACAUAAAAUGUAGUAAAAAAAGGGUGCUUAGAUCUGUCUUGCACUUGUUUAUUCUUGGCUUGAUUUUUAUUGUUAGCUCUCCAGAGAACUGUAAAAUGCAUGGGCUGUGGGGCAGUGUCACCAUCUCCAUGUCAAAGGAAACCAUCCUUAAGAGAAAAAUGGUCAGUAGUCGUUACCUAUGAAGUAUGUAGUUAAUCUCUUAAGCCUUAAUUAUUGUACUUAAUCUAAAAGUAUCAGGCUUUUUUGUCAAUGCUGUUGGUGGUGUAAAGGGAGUGAAGAUGGCUUUUCCUUCCCUUUGUGAGACCUUUGAGGAGUCUUUGGAAAGCAGACAGGUAUUCUUGCUAAUUCCAGCUACAGCCUCCUCCUGGAGGAGAGAAGAUAGGGAGAAUGGCUGCAUCACAGUAAUCUCUGGGUACUCACAGCUACUAAAUGGUUUCUUAAGGUGGAGUCCCACUCCAAGCAACCCUGUCCCCAGAAGUGGAGAGCAAGAAGCCUCUCUUUGGUUGGGCCUGGGAAAACACCUUGGCAUAAGGUUUGCUCUGGGAAUAUCCCAUCGAGAACAGGUGCUGCAUUUGAACUGGCUCAAAUAAAAUUCUACCAGCUAGUGGUUAAAUUGGAUUCUGUCAGCAUUUAUGUAAGGUGGGGAAGCAAAACAGAGUAUCCUGUAGAAUACUGUUUAGAUCUUGUGUCUUUAAAAACCAUACUUCUUGAUUUUCAGUACUGCUAAGAAGGCCACCUCUAGUUCAACUGAACAGAGGAUCAGAUCUUUUCAUGCGACUAGACCGGUUCUGCAUGCCUGAGGAUGCAGAAGUUGGAUUUAAAUUUUUUAGCCCAAGGCACAUAAACUGACAGACACUUGUUUUCAAAUAAUGAAGGGCCUAAGUAUUUUGAGACUUAAAAUUACUGAAUAAAAAAACCCCCAAUAAUUCAAAUUAGUAUUUUUGUGUUAGCAGUGCCUUUUGUAAUAAGUAAAUCUGAUGGUUGGUACUGAUUAAGGUAUCCUGAUACUGCAAGCAAAGGGAAAGUUAUUAUAGUUACCAUUCAAGAUGUUCCCUUAGUUCUAGCUGAAAAUAUGUGUUUAAAAGUCUAAAUGUCUUCCAAUGCAAUUAUUUCAGUUUCAUGUCGUAGGAUGACACUACAGAUCAUAUUAAAUCACUGUUUCUGAAUGUUGUUUUUCUAACUGUUGAAAUUGCCCUCAGUGUAGUUGCUGAGUGAUUAAAAAGCAAAUCAUCGGAUCACAAUAUUUUUGAGGCAGUUCUUUGUGUUGACACAGCUAUAAUUGUAAAAGCCUGAUUGAGCCCCAUUAAGCCAGUAUCACUUCAUGGGUAGCAAUAAUAUAAAAAAGAUUACAUGGAACCUCUGAGGUCAGUAACAAGCAAUUCUGAUCACCUGGUUGUACUACUUAUGGAAAUGAUGCUUUGCAUCUAAUUAAAAAUACUCUUUCCGUGUC